CCUCUCCUUUGCUCCGCCACAUUCUCAAACCCCUACCUCCCGUCCUGCCGCACCACCGCCCAAUCCACCUCCGGCCACAGAUCUGUCGCUCACUGUGCGCCAACUCCCGUGGAAUCGCCGCCGCGCGCUUACUCGCAGCACACAAGGGUAGCUAGUCAGCCAAGAGAGAAACGAGAGACUAAGAUCCAGAUGUCUGAAAUCGUCAACAACCUCCUCGGCAAAGUCGCCAACCUACUGGGCGACGAGUGCCAGAAGCUCAUAGGGGUGGAGGAUCAUGUGCGGUUCCUCGAGGAUGAGCUCAGCACCAUGAAAGCUUUCCUGGAGGAGCUGGGGCUGAGGGAUGAACUAGAUCCCUUGACCAAGAACUGGCGGGACCGUGUCAGGGACAUGGCCUACGACAUGGAAGAUUGCAUUGACGACUUCCUUCUCGAUGUUGGAAGUACCAAUGACAACGCUGGUUUUAUCGCGAGGACCACUGAACUUGUCAAGACCCUGUGGGCGCGUCAUCAGUUUACAAGCCAGAUCCAGGAGCUCAAGGAUCGUGCCAUCGAAGCGAAUCAUCGACGCAAAAGGUACAAGCUUGAUGAUAGCAGCAACUCUACAUCUGACCUUGUGGCUGUUGAUCCUCGGGUGUCGGCACUCUACAAAGAGGCGGCCAGCCUCGUGGGUAUUGAUGGCCCAAGGGAAGAGCUCGUCGGGUGGCUGGCGGAUGGUGAGCAAGAACUCAAGGUGGUAUCUAUUGUGGGAUUCGGCGGUCUUGGCAAAACUACACUUGCCAAACAGGUGUACGAUAACAUCGGCCAACAAUUCAACUGCAAGGCAUUUGUGUCGGUCUCCCAAAGACCCGACAUGGCAGGGCUCUUGACUGGGCUAAAAUUGAAGCUCGGGGGAAACAAGACUAGUGGCACUCACGAGGUGCAAGACAUCAUCAGCGAGCUUCGAGAGCAUCUCAUAGACAAAAGGUACUUUGUUGUAGUCGAUGACUUGUGGGAUCGACCAACAUGGGAUAUCAUUAGUGGUGCUUUUCCAGAUAGUGGCAAUGGGAGUAGAAUAAUAGUAACUACACGAGUGGAAGAUGUGGCUCGCCUGGCAUGUCACAAUCGCCAGCAAUGCGUUUACAAAAUGAAGCCUCUCAAUGACCAAGACUCAAAAAGGUUAUUCUUUAGUAGAGUGUUUGGGCAUGAGGAUGUCAAUCCAUCCCAAUAUGAAGAAGUUUCAACUGAAAUUCUGAAGAGGUGUGGUGGACUGCCACUCGCUGUUACUACAAUAGCCGGCAUAUUAGCUAGUCGUCCAGGAAUAUUAAGGCAGGAUUGGGAGAGCAUAAGGAGUUACUUGGGAGUUCAAUCUGCCACAGACCUCACCAUGAAAGGAAUGAGGCAUAUAUUAAACCUUAGCUACAUGCAUCUUCCUGCUCAUCUUCGGGUAUGCUCCUUACAUCUUGGUAUGCAUCCAGAGGACCACGAGAUCAUGAGGGAUGAUCUUGUUCGACAAUGGAUAGCUGAAAGGCUUGUGAGUAGUUUACCUGGGCUAGAUUUGGAGGAUGUUGGAAGGAGUUAUUUCAAUGAGCUUAUCAAUAGAAGCUUCAUUCAGCCUGAACGGACAGUCGCUGGCGAUGUGGUUUCUUGCAGAGUGCAUGACAUGAUUCGUGAUGUUAUUAUCAGCAAAUGUGAAAAAGAAAAUUUCAUGAGUGUGGUAUACAAUUCUGAAGACAUGGCAAGAUUGCAUAAAUGCAAGCUCAAGGUUCGCCGAUUGUUUCUGAGCUCUAGUUCUAAUGAUACAGUAUCAAGGACCACUGCUACUAGUCUGUCGAAGGUUAGAUCGAUUGUGUCAUUCGGAGAGUCCAAGUAUUUGUUAUCUAGAUAUCUCCGGGUGCUGUUCAUUGAAAACUGGAAGAUACACACAGUCGAUCUCAGUGAUAUCAGCGGAUUGUUUCAUCUGCGGUAUUUGAAGGUUAAAGCAAAAGGCAUAAAGCUUCCGUCUGAAUUGAAAGGACUAGUGCAUUUGGAGACACUGGAACUGACUGACGGUUCAAUUCCGUCAGAUGUAGUUCAGUUGCCCCGUUUGUCCCAUCUGGCUGCUGCAUUGCAUACGCUGCCUAGUGGGAUCGGGAACUUGAAAUUAUUGCGAACUCUGAAUGGGUUUAUGUUGACACGUUGCUCGUUGGAGGAUAUCAAGGGCCUGGGCGAGCUAACCAAUUUGCGGGAGCUUGAUAUCUUCAUAGGAAGGUCAGUUGAAAUUGAUGGUGCUUUGGUCUCCUCCAUUGAAAAGCUUAGUAACCUGAGACAUCUCAAGUUUCGAGGGUGGGUUAAUAAUGACUGGCCGUUAUCAUUAUCCAAUCCUCCCCUCCACAUAGAGACACUUCGACUGGACAAUAUCGUGACCGUCAGAAUUCCAAGGUGGAUUGGUGAUCUCCGUUAUCUCCGUCACCUGGAGCUAUAUGUUAGGAAGACAUCGACUGAUGACAUUCGCCUUCUUGGAGAGCUGCGCUUCCUAGUGGAACUCAAAUUCAUUUUGUUACAUUUCGCUGCAAAUGGAGUUGUCAUAAUCAGCACAGGAUUAUUUCGAGCUCUGGAGUACUUGUACUCAAGCUUUACAGACCAAUAUCAUGAGUUACACUCUGCAGUAGGCGAUGUUAUGGCACACCUGCGCUUUGAGGUCAGGACAAUGCCCAAGCUACAAAGGCUGGAGCUAAAAUUAUACGAGGAGCACUGGGACGGCGCUACCCCAGUCGGCAUGGAGCACCUGUUAGCUCUCCAGCAAAUCGAGGUGAUAUUCGGCGGCCACAAUCAUAAUAUUGAAGUGAAGCGUCGUGCCGAGACUGCGUUCAGGGACGCCUUGCAGGCGCACCCGAACCAUCCUUCCGUUCGCAUCAGGUAGCAGCAAGGCCGGGCAGGCAGCAAUUAGCCACUCGAUCAUCUUUUUCCAGAGCUUGCUUGUCCCUUGGCUAUUUUACAUCUUUUAUUUAUUCAUUCAGUAUUUUUUCUUGUUGUUGGCUUUCUUGUAACCAUGUAAACCUGAUGGGCAGAGUGUACGAGUUUUCAGGCAUUCCUUUGUUCAUUUAUUUAUUCAUUCAGUUAA
Triticum dicoccoides is the source of this 3078-nucleotide messenger RNA. Its product is annotated as disease resistance protein RGA5-like. The record is from RefSeq and is a predicted model, not a curated record. NCBI's taxonomy places the organism in Eukaryota, Viridiplantae, Streptophyta, Magnoliopsida, Poales, Poaceae. The transcript has 2 exons. Bases 190 to 2877 code for a protein of 895 amino acids. Gene Ontology annotation, molecular function: ADP binding. Gene Ontology annotation, biological process: defense response to other organism.